Metarhizium acridum CQMa 102 is the source of this 1674-nucleotide messenger RNA. The record is from RefSeq and is a predicted model, not a curated record. NCBI's taxonomy places the organism in Eukaryota, Fungi, Ascomycota, Sordariomycetes, Hypocreales, Clavicipitaceae.
AUGUACUUAUUGAGUAUCGCAGAAAAGCGGAGGAUAACCCCCCCGGCCAAAGACCACUCGGACCGCCUGAGCCGCCGCAGCACCAGUCAUCCUGCCAAGGACAGCCGCGAGCCCACGACGGAUCCACACGACAACGGCGCGAUCAGGCAGAUGUCCAGGUCCACGGCCGCCUCUGCCCUUCACUCGUCCUUGGCCGAGUGGCUGCGAGCCUGUACUCUGACCGACUCCACCAUUCGCAAGCUUCAACAGCUUCCGGCUCAGUUGUCGCCCACUGCACAGGCUGCUUCCGAAUUAUUGCUGCCUCUGGAUCUAUUCCUCGGCCUCACGCUUACCCGCACCAUUUUCCUUGAUCCUGUUUCAUCCCUCGCCCUAAUCUCACAGACAAACAUGUUUUCGUGCUGCCUUGACGCGUUCUCCGAUUUCAAGGUUCAAGACAUCCGAAAACUACUGCGUUUUGGUUUGUUUGAACAUCCUAUGCAACAGUCAAUGUCUAAAGUUGCGCAUUGCCUUCUCACAUAUCAACCCGACGCGAAGCAACAGAAACAAUCCGACACGUCGCGAAAUAUUAUCUCCUCUAUGCGAAGGUAUUCUGAAUGCGAGGCGCUCAAGGAUCCCUCUUAUCUCGAACUUGUAAUAUCUAUGUCGAAAGUUACUGACAUGCAGUCCUACAAUAGCCUCAUUUUAGUUGGCCUCUUAAUAUCAUAUCUUCCACAACAUUAUCGAAUCAUUUCCCGAGGAACGGCGGAAGGUAUCUCCCCCUACUUUGUUCUGCUUGGAACUACGUCCGCCACCUCGGGCUUUGCCAACAUCUUGACUGUUCCGCAGUCCAGGGCUGCUAUAGGAUGUUGCAAAGAAUUAGAGGCAUUUCAGUGCACUGCUGGAUUAUUGGGCGUUGCUCAGCUUGGUACGCAGUGGGUCUGUUUCACUCUCAUACUCGUUCUAUUCCUUAUAUUCUUUCGAUACCGAGAUGCGACUAUACCUUCUGAGGAGCUUGCGGGAGAAUCUCCAAAAUGGCAGACCGCGGUUGGUGUUGGCCUCGCCUGCGUCGUGCACGGCCUGCUGGUUGUCAUCAUAACUGGCGUCUUUACAAUUGCUUUGCCGAACCAUAUGACAGCCUGGGCAAACUUCUUGGGGGUUAUGGCUACAGCGUUGGCAGCAAUUCAAUACUUUCCGCAGAUUUGGACCACGUACCACUUGAAACAUGUUGGGAGUUUGAGCAUUCCGAUGAUGUGUAUCCAGACUCCGGGAGGCCUCUUAUUUGCCGCAAGUCUCUACGCCAGGCUUGGUCCAAAAGGGUGGAGUACAUGGGCAAUUUAUCUCUUGACAGCCAUCAUGCAAGGCUGCGUCUUAGUACUUGGUAUCUACUACGAGAUGGCGGCGCGACAUCAUGAACGCCAACAGUCGAAUCAAAAUGUCGACGCCACGUACUCCUCCCUACAGAACUCAGCGCCACCGCGACCUUCACUGGCAAGCAGGACUUAUUCCGAGGGAUGGGAACGAGACUUGCCAGGCCCUUUCACGGGGCAUCCGGAGCGAUACGCCGAAACUGAAGAAGACUUGGACGAUAUUCAGGAGCGAGAGCAAAGAGCUAUCGAACGGGAGAAUCAGCCUUUAUUACGCCCCGGUGGCAUCGGAAAUCCUCGAAAGAAUUAUCGAACUACCAAGAAACGCUAG